Messenger RNA from Radiomyces spectabilis, 1119 nucleotides. RefSeq names its product P-loop containing nucleoside triphosphate hydrolase protein. Gene Ontology annotation, cellular component: mitochondrial outer membrane. Bases 1 to 1119 code for a protein of 372 amino acids. The transcript has 6 exons. Lineage: Eukaryota; Fungi; Mucoromycota; Mucoromycetes; Mucorales; Radiomycetaceae. Gene Ontology annotation, molecular function: ATP hydrolysis activity; ATP binding. The record is from RefSeq and is a predicted model, not a curated record.
AUGGAUGCCGUUGUCGAUUUCUUCAGAAGACCAUCCAAUAAGAAGUACAUUGGCGAAGUACUAUUCUAUACGGCCGUUCAAGUCACCGGUAUCCUCUUGGUCCACUGGUUGAUCAUGCCUCAAGACCCUGCUAGAAAAGACGCAAAAAGCAAGGGGAUCAAAGCAUUGGGAAAAUUAGGCCUUUCCCACUUACGACUCACACCACAUGAACGAAUUAUUGCAGGCGAAAUCAUUCACAGCGAUGAUAUCUCAGUAUCUUUUAGUGAAAUUGGUGGGCUGGAUGACAUUGCUGAGGACCUGAGAGAGGCCGUGAUCUACCCACUGUGUUACCCUGAACUUUACGCUGAAUCGUCUGAUCUGCUGGGUGCACCUGGUGGCGUACUUUUAUAUGGUCCUCCUGGCUGCGGCAAAACCAUGCUGGCAAAAGCUUUAGCCAAAGAGAGCGGAGCGACGUUUAUCAACCUGCGUAUCUCGUCUUUGACCGACAAGUAUUACGGUGAAUCGAAUAAAUUGGUCGAUGCGGUAUUUUCUCUGGCAAAGAAGGUGGAGCCAUGUAUCAUUUUCAUUGACGAAAUUGAUGCAUUGUUUCGCGAGCGUCGAGAUUCGGAUCAUGAUGCCACCAACAUGAUCAAAACCGGCUUCAUGACACUAUGGGAUGGGUUGGCUACGCAUAAAAAUCCACGCAUUGUUCUCUUGGGGGCCACUAAUCGACCUCACGAUAUCGAUACCGCUAUUUUACGGAGAAUGCCAAAACGAUAUGCUGUGAAACUACCCAGCGCGUCUCAAAGAAGAGCAAUUUUGGAAAUUCUUCUUAAAGAUACACAACUCGCUCCCGACUUUGAUAUGCGUGAACUUGUUCAACGGACCGCUGGAUGCUCUGGUAGCGAUCUAAAAGAACUUUGCCGCAACGCAGCUAUGGUGCCUAUCCGCGAAUACAUUCGCUCUUCAGGGCAGUUAUCCAAAGGCAGUAAAGCGAGCGAAGAUUUGGAAAAUUUGAGGGGCUCGAAAGUCGAACUUCGACCUCUUGGGGUGCAAGAUUUUUAUAAAUCCCAACGAGCCGAUCCGGCCGCCAGUAGUCAAGAAGCCGAUGUGUUCCUUCCCCAAGAAAAUUUGGACUAA